CCCAAGGAACUCUCUAAGUGCUGGAAAGCAGAUAGCUAUUGAGCUAUUGUAUUAGUGUGAUUGUUAUUCAAUUUAUACUAUAUUGUACCAAACUACAGCAUAGCUAUGUAUGGAAGUGCUCGUACAAUCACUAAUUUGGAAGGCAGUCCUUCCAGAUCACCUCGUUUGCCAAGAUCACCUCGUUUGGGCCAUAGACGAACAAGCAGUGGAGGAGGAGCAGGUAAAACACUGUCGAUGGAGAAUAUACAAUCCCUUAAUGCAGCCUAUGCAACAUCUGGACCCAUGUACUUGAGUGACCAUGAGGGUGUAGCAGCAACUACAUUUCCAAAAGGAACCAUGACACUUGGAAGGGCUACAAAUCGAGCAGUCUACGGCGGAAGGGUCACAGCCAUGGGUAGCAGUCCAAACAUUGCUUCAGCUGGCCUUUCGCACACUGAUGUCCUGUCCUAUACUGACCACAUAGGCUUGACCAGCCCCUUACACCAUCAUCACCACCAUCACCAGGUUCCUUCCAUGUUGAGACAGGUAAGAGACAGCACCAUGCUCGAUCUUCAGGUACAGCUGAAGGACCUACAGAGGGAAAAUGAGCUUCUACGGAAGGAGCUGGACAUUAAAGACAGCAAGCUGGGAUCUUCCAUGAACAGUAUUAAAACAUUCUGGAGCCCAGAACUCAAAAAAGAAAGAGUCCUUCGUAAGGAGGAGGCAGCUAGGAUGUCUGUUCUGAGGGAGCAGAUGAGAGUUUCGCAUGAAGAAAAUCAGCAUUUGCAGUUGACCAUCCAGGCCCUCCAAGAUGAACUGCGGACUCAAAGGGACCUCAACCACCUUCUUCAGCAAGAAGGCGGAAACCGCGGCGCAGAACAUUUCACCAUUGAACUCACUGAGGAAAACUUCCGAAGGCUUCAAGCAGAACAUGACCGGCAAGCCAAGGAACUUUUUUUACUCAGAAAAACACUGGAGGAGAUGGAGCUGAGAAUAGAAACACAAAAACAGACACUAAGUGCCCGUGAUGAGUCCAUCAAAAAGCUUCUGGAGAUGCUGCAAAGUAAAGGGUUGCCCUCUAAAGGCAUGGAGGAGGAACAUGAGAAAACGCGGAGAAUGUUGGAAGCAGAAUCACAGCUUAAUCAUUUAGAAGUGCUUCUAGACCAAAAGGACAAGGAAAAUAUUCAUCUGAGAGAGGAGCUGCACAGACGGAAUCAACACCAGCCUGAAUCGGCAAAGACCAAAGCUCUGCAGACCGUCAUCGAGAUGAAGGACACCAAAAUUGCAUCUCUUGAAAGAAACAUUCGAGACCUUGAAGAUGACAUCCAAAUCAUAAAAACAAAUGGUAUCCUGAACACAGAAGACCGGGAGGAGGAAAUCAAACAGAUGGAAGUUUACAAAAGUCAUUCAAAGUUUAUGAAAAGCAAGAUUGACCAGUUGAAGCUGGAACUGUCAAAGAAGGAAUCUGAACUUCUUGCCUUACAAACCAAGCUGGAAACUCUUGGCAAUCAGAAUUCAGACUGCAAGCAACACAUUGAAGUACUUAAGGAAUCUCUUACUGCCAAAGAACAGAGGGCUGCGAUCCUUCAGACAGAGGUGGAUGCUUUACGGCUGAGAUUGGAAGAGAAGGAAUCGUUUCUAAGCAAGAAAACCAAGCAGCUUCAGGACCUUACAGAAGAGAAAGGCACCCUGGCUGGGGAGAUCAGAGAUAUGAAAGACAUGCUUGAAGUCAAGGAGAGGAAAAUCAACGUUUUACAGAAAAAGAUUGAGAAUCUUCAGGAACAGCUUAGAGAUAAAGAUAAACAGCUUGGGAACCUCAAAGAUCGAGUCAAGUCCCUACAGACCGAUUCAAGUAAUACGGAUACGGCUCUUGCGACUUUGGAGGAAGCACUCUCUGAAAAGGAGAGAAUCAUUGAACGUUUAAAAGAACAGAGGGAAAGGGAUGACCGAGAGAGACUAGCAGAAAUAGAAAACUAUAAGAAAGAAAACAAGGACUUGAAAGAGAAAGUAAACAGUUUGCAAGCUGAGCUAACAGAGAAAGAGGCCAGUUUAAUAGAUUUGAAAGAACAUGCAACUUCUCUGGCUUCUUCUGGACUCAAGCGAGACUCCAAAGUGAAGUCCCUGGAAAUGGCCAUUGAACAGAAAAAAGAGGAAUGCAGUAAGUUGGAAGCGCAGUUGAAGAAGGCCCAUGAAGCAGAAGAGGAGGCCAGGAUGAACCCAGAGCUCGGUGACAGGGUCAAGCAGCUGGACAAAGAAGUGUCUUACUACAGGGAGGAGUGCAGCAAAGCACAGGCUGAGGUGGACAGGCUGCUGCAGAUACUGAAGGAGGUGGAAAAUGAGAAGAAUGAUAAAGACAAGCAAAUAGCUGAGCUGGAAAGGCUUAUGAAAGACCAGAAUAAGAAAGUGACCAAUCUGAAGCACAAUCAGCAAAUAGAGAAGAAAAAGAACACUCAAAUGGGGGACGAUGGCCGUCGAAGGGAUGAAAAUAUGCUGGAUAACUCCCAACAUCUCCAGAUGGAUGAUCUCAUGAAUGCUCUUGAAAAGACAAGACAGGAGCUGGAUUCCACCAAAGCCCGUCUCUCUGCAACUCAACAAACACUUGCUGACAAGGAAGCACACCUGAACAACUUGAUGAUAGACCGCCGAAAACAGCUAGAGGAGAUCCUGGAGAUGAAGCAGCAGGCUCUGCUGGCAGCAAUCAGUGAGAAGGAUGCUAACAUUGCCUUACUGGAACUAUCUGCCUCAAAGAAGAAGAAAACCCAGGAAGAAGUGAUAGCGCUAAAGAGAGAAAAGGACAGACUAGUUCACCAAUUAAAACAGCAGACACAGAACCGGAUGAAACUUAUAGCAGACAACUAUGAAGACGACCAUCACCAUCAUCACCAUCAUCACCACCACCAUCAUCACCGUUCUCCUGGGAGAACGCUUUCUAGCCAUAGGCCCUCUCCAGAUCAGGAUGACGAGGAGGGAAUAUGGGCAUAACAGCUCCAGCAAACCAAAGUUCCAGUUUUAUUUUAAGGGAUGAUCCCGUCUCUGCCGGAGUCACAUCGUCACAACAAGAUCUAAUGCUGUACAUUGAUCAUCUAUCCAACCUUUGCCUAGAGAGAGAACCCCAAGAACUUUGAUCUUUACUGAGCCCGUUAGGGAAGGAGGAACUGGAGGAGGAGAUUGAAGACAUCUGAAA
This is a messenger RNA of Nanorana parkeri, 3163 nucleotides long. RefSeq names its product ELKS/RAB6-interacting/CAST family member 2 (gene ERC2). The coding region runs from base 106 to 2961 and encodes 951 amino acids. Gene Ontology annotation, cellular component: cytoskeleton of presynaptic active zone. The record is from RefSeq and is a predicted model, not a curated record. Gene Ontology annotation, molecular function: structural constituent of presynaptic active zone. The transcript is spliced from 16 exons. Lineage: Eukaryota; Metazoa; Chordata; Amphibia; Anura; Dicroglossidae. Gene Ontology annotation, biological process: maintenance of presynaptic active zone structure; neuromuscular synaptic transmission; regulation of synaptic plasticity.